AUGAAGUUUGAUGUGCAAAAGUAUCUUGAGACUUCAACAAUUCAUGGACUUGUCUAUAUAUCCAAGAAGUUUCAUGCCAUUGAGAGAAUUUUCUGGAUAAUUGUGCUGCUUUGUUCGACAAUCUAUACUUCGGACUUGAUUAUUGAGUUUGUAGUAAAAAUAAUAAAAUCUCCAAUUGUUUCGUAUUUGUCUGAUCAAUCAAUUGGUGUGUCUGAAAUUAAUUUUCCAGCAGUUACAGUUUGCCCACAAUUAUCAUUUAGUAUCCCGCGUGGGCCUUAUUCUAAACAAAGUAAGCCUUACUAUUACGAAAAGCAUACUUUAAAAAAAUCAUAUUAUGAAUUUGAGGAAGAGCAACAAGAGUUUGUGGAUGAACGGAAACUAAGCAGCUAUGAUUAUGGAAAAUUCCUAGACAAACUUGAAAACGGAAGCAUCAAACCUGAAGAUUUAGGAAUUAGACUCCUUAAACGUCUUCAAGUCAUCGACAUUUUAGAGAAUCGUGAGGUUUUCCUCAAACUAAACUUUUCAGUUCCAGCUCACGACUUUCUUGAAAUAUCAAAUGAGUUUCUUAAAGGCUCUCUUUCAUUUGUAUUUUAUUGGAUUGAUGAGAAAAGACAAUAUGUAACGGAAAUAGUCACUCAAUGGGGCUUGUGCUUCACAUACAAUAUUGGAUUCAGUCAUGAUGUCCUGCACAUCAACUCAACUUCUGACGACUUUCACUUUCAAGCUUCAUCCAAAGAAGACAUAAUGCCGUCAUAUCAAAGUACAUAUCUAUACGAGACUCCACCAAAGGACCUUCCACAAACAAUCUCAACAUCAAAAGCUGGAUUAUGGGUUGGAAUUAGUCUUGCGUAUGCUGACAAAGAUAGAAUUGCAAAAAAUACAUUUAAGGCAUAUACAGUACUCUUGCAUGAUCCAUUCGAGUUACCUUCAGCAAAUUCUAAGAUUAUACAACUGAAUGUUAAGUACCAAACUACUAUUCAAGUUAAUCCGCAACAAAAUUCCAUUGAUGAGUCAUUGAUGGACUAUGAACCUGUUGAACGCAACUGCUUCAUGGAAAACGAGAAAGUCCUGAAAUUCUUCAAAGUCUACACGAAAAACAAUUGCGAGAAUGAAUGCCUGACUGAUUUCAUGCUCAGUCGUUGUGGCUGCGUUGAAUUCUUCAUGAUUCGAAAUUCUUCAACUCGAAUUUGUUCGGCAAAUGAGCAAAGUUGCUACAAGAAAGCUGCAGAAGACUUUGAGGAACAGAAAAGCUUCUGUGAAUGUUUUCAGCCAUGCGAAUAUAUCAAUUAUAAAUUUGAGAAGCAGGAAUAUGGAUUUACGCAUUUAGAAGCCUUACUUCCACACUUAACCAUCGGAUUUCGGCUUCAAUAUAAAGAAGAUGUGUUUCCUAGACUCAUCCGCAAGACUCAAUUUACAAUUGUUGAUUUUUUGGCUUUUGUAGGUGGAAUUUUGGGACUUUUUGCUGGAAUUUCAAUACUUUCAUUUGUCGAGCUUAUUUACUGGUUUACAGUUCGAGUGAUAAUUUUAAAUGUCAAGAGAAUAGAUACAAAAGUUUAUUCGAUGUCCAGAGUUCGUGAAAGAGUUCAAGGAUUGACAAAGAUUAAGAAAUUUACGCAGUCAUACUUAAGACAGUCAUCGAUUCAUGGACUUGGAUAUAUUUCUGAAUUUUCUUGGAUCAUCAAUAUACUGUGGACUUUCUUCGUUCUUAUAUCGAUGACAUGUUGCAUCCACUUGAUUCUAAGAUCCCAUCAAAGUGUCCCAGACAGUAGAGUUAUUGCAUAUGACGACAACUUCAAGAUAAUUGAAUCUAUUCCAUUUCCAGCAUUCACAAUAGUUCCACAAUUUUCUAUAACUAAUAAAUUGGCUAAUGCUGCAUUUAAGGCAAGCUGGGAUGGACCAAAAAUUAUGAGAAAAAUGAAUCAAGAAACAUUUUUAAAAUUAAAAAAAGACCUGACACAAUACAAUUUUUGUGAGGAAUCGUUCAACAUAUACAGCUUAAGGUUUAACUUUAGCUUUAUUCCACAUCUCAUCACUGUAUUAAAAGAGCAGUCAAAUGUGGGCUGGUUCCAGGACCAAUUUUCAUCAUUCAAUGGCAAAUAUCAGCCAGAUUUUGCCGAAAUUCGAACAUCUAGAGGCAUGGGAUUCACAUUUAACAUGAUUGAUGCUGAUGAGAUGUUCAAUUUUGAUCACUCAGACUUCAACUACACCAGAAACAUCACAACAAGAUCAGAAAACUCAACUCAAAUCUUAAAGUCCUUCAAUUAUCCACUAAAAUUCAACAGAGGAGAUGAAAUACAAUUUUCAAUCAUAAUAACAAAGCCUCCAAAAAUUCUUUUAAACUGCAUCAAACAAUCGUUUAUAAUUCACAGUUCUGAUGACUUGCCAACAUUUUAUGUUCGAAUGGAUUUCAUGGGAUUUGAAUAUGGAACAAAAUUCGAUGUCAUUGUAACUCCUGAAAUCAUCAGAACUGAAGAAUACCUGAGAAGCUUAAAGCCAUCUGUACGAGGAUGUUAUUUUGAUAAAGAAAAAUCACUGAAAUUUUUCAAAAAAUAUUCACAAAGGAACUGUGAUGUUGAGUGCCUGGCAAACAUAACAAUGAACAGAUGUGGAUGCAUUGACAUUAAUCAGCCAUUCAGCAAUCAAAAUGAAAUGUGCUUAAACAUAUCAAGAUCACAGCCGACAUGUUUAAGCAUUCUUAAACGAGAUCUUUACACAUUUUUUGACUUUUCACCAGAACAGAAUUGCUCAUGCCUGCCAUUGUGCAACUCAAUCAGCUACAACAUCAAAUAUUAUACAAAGCAUGAGUCAGGUGGGAAUGAGACAACAAUAAAUGUGAGAAUGAACAUGGACGACAUCGUUUUGUUCCGAAGAUAUCAGCAAUUUACAUUCUCGGAUGUUGUUUCUUAUGUCGGUGGACUUUUGGGACUUUUUGCUGGCAUUUCAAUGCUUUCAAUUGUUGAAUUUUUCUACUUUUUUACUAUUCGACUCGGGGUUAAUUUAUGGAGGGUGUUGAGGGGUGGUUAG
Messenger RNA from Chironomus riparius, 3024 nucleotides. The record is from the annotation of a GenBank genome assembly. NCBI's taxonomy places the organism in Eukaryota, Metazoa, Arthropoda, Insecta, Diptera, Chironomidae.